ACUGACAGAAGCUCCAUCCACUGAUGCUCAACAAAGCCUGAAACUUUCACAUACACCAGACAGCAUGAGAGCUUUGACUCCGACCGUGGCGGUGCUGUGGGUGAUAACAAUGCCCUGCCUGCAAGCAAUCCACGGACUGUAUAACUUCGGCCAGCAUGAACUAUACUACAAGAAGAACAACUGCAAGGCAAUCCCUGCAAAUCUCCUGCUUUGCCACGAUAUAGAGUACACGGAGAUGCGCCUCCCGAACCUGCUCGGACACGAAACCAUGAACGAAGUUCUGCAGCAAGCGUCGUCUUGGAUCCCGCUGGUCCAGAAACAGUGUCACCCGGACACGAGAAAGUUCCUCUGCUCUCUUUUCGCUCCGGUCUGUCUGGACGAUUUGGACGAGCCCAUACAGCCGUGCAGGUCUCUCUGUGAAAACGUCAAGCGCGGCUGCGCGCCCGUGAUGUCCGCCUUUGGCUUUCCGUGGCCAAAGAUGCUGGACUGCGAGCGCUUCCCACUCGACAAUGACCUGUGCAUACCGCCUGCAAGCAUCGACAGCUUUGCGCCAGCCACCAAAGAGGCGCCCAGGGUGUGUGAUGCUUGCAAGGAAACGGAUGAAAAUGACAACGAAAUUGUUGAGAACCUCUGCAAAAAUGACUUUGCUCUGAAAAUCAAAGUGAAGGAGAUCGCCUACAUCAACGGUGACACCAAAAUAGUGCCGGACACGAAGAGCAAGGCAAUCUACAUGGUGAACGGCGUGACGGAGCGAGACCUCAGGAAGACGGCGCUGUGGCUGAAGGACGGGCUGCAGUGUAUCUGCGAGGAGAUGGACGACAUCAACGCCGCAUACCUGGUCAUGGGCCAGAAGAUGGAUGGCCAUCUGGUCAUCACCUCGCUGAAGCGCUGGCAGAAGGGACAGCGCGAGUUUAAAAGGAUUUCACGCAGCGUCCGCAAGUUACAGUGCUAGGGAA
Pelmatolapia mariae (spotted tilapia) is the source of this 956-nucleotide messenger RNA. It is a transcript of the gene sfrp2, whose product is annotated as secreted frizzled-related protein 2. NCBI's taxonomy places the organism in Eukaryota, Metazoa, Chordata, Actinopteri, Cichliformes, Cichlidae. The coding region runs from base 65 to 952 and encodes 295 amino acids. Gene Ontology annotation, molecular function: Wnt-protein binding. Gene Ontology annotation, biological process: canonical Wnt signaling pathway; non-canonical Wnt signaling pathway. The record is from RefSeq and is a predicted model, not a curated record. The transcript has 3 exons.